UAGCAUAUGUUGGCUUGUGCGUAAGAUCUAAACGUCAAAAUUUUGUAAAUACCAGUUUGCGCAGAUUUACGAAAAUCAAUAUUGUUUAAAUGGGCUCAGCCCAACAUCAAAAUCUUUGAAUUAAAUGUUCACUAAACGCUAAACUAAAUCAUGACACUCGAUUCCAAUUGUCGACAAGUCGUCUAUGAAGUAUGUAUCCUUUUAAUAUUUAUGGCAUGUCUCCGUUUCAUGUACGUUAUAUUCAAAAUCACUACCGGCCACAACAGAAAAAGUAGCGUACGAAGAACCACACCAUCCAGUGUACUGAUAUGUCUCGGUUCAGGAGGGCACACAACCGAAAUGCUCAAGCUUAUUCAACCUUUAAACUUUACAAGAUACAACCCAAGAUAUUACGUCAUUGCCAAUGAUGAUAUGAAUAGUUUAGCACAACUGAGGCAAUUGGAAACUUAUAAACGUUGUGAACUGCAGCAUGCUUAUGAUGAUGUACCUGAAAUUACACAUCAAAUCUUACCAAUUCCAAGAUGUCGUAAAGUCAACCAGUCCUUUUUUACAUCUAUUUUUACAACCUUGCAUGCCACACUUUAUUGCUUCUAUGUCAUAGUAUAUACACUUCCUGAUUUAAUUUUGUGUAAUGGUCCUGGUACUUGUAUACCUGUAUGCUUUGUGGCAUUUUUCUUGAAACUUACAGGUGUGAAAGACAUAAGGAUUGUGUUUGUGGAAAGCUUUUGCAGAACUAGAACUUUCUCUUUGAGUGGCAAGAUUAUGACAUAUUUCGCUGACAAUUUCAUAGUCCAGUGGCCUACACUCAAGAAAAAAUUAAAGAGAUCAGAAUAUAUUGGCCAAUUGUUGUGAAUUUCAAUUGUAAUAAAUGUGAUUUGUGUUGUUUUGUAAUAAAUACAUUUAAUAAAAAUAAAAUAA
This is a messenger RNA of Aethina tumida (small hive beetle), 918 nucleotides long. RefSeq names its product UDP-N-acetylglucosamine transferase subunit ALG14 homolog (gene Alg14). Gene Ontology annotation, biological process: dolichol-linked oligosaccharide biosynthetic process. The record is from RefSeq and is a predicted model, not a curated record. Gene Ontology annotation, cellular component: UDP-N-acetylglucosamine transferase complex. The transcript has 2 exons. The coding region runs from base 151 to 852 and encodes 233 amino acids. NCBI's taxonomy places the organism in Eukaryota, Metazoa, Arthropoda, Insecta, Coleoptera, Nitidulidae.